This is a messenger RNA of Papaver somniferum (opium poppy), 1542 nucleotides long. RefSeq lists its product as uncharacterized. NCBI's taxonomy places the organism in Eukaryota, Viridiplantae, Streptophyta, Magnoliopsida, Ranunculales, Papaveraceae. The coding region runs from base 1 to 1542 and encodes 513 amino acids. The record is from RefSeq and is a predicted model, not a curated record. The transcript is spliced from 4 exons.
AUGGAGGUACCUGAUUCUUCUAAAGUUAAGCUGGUUGCAUAUAAACUCAAAGGUAGAGCUGCAUCUUGCUUGGUGGAACGUAACCAGUUGAAUGAUUCUGAAGAACAAUUAGUUGCGCGUUUUGUGGAUGGAUUAAACAACUUAAUUCAACAAGGAAUGACACAAUCUGCGUUUACUAUGGUUGAAGAUAUCCAACAAGCUAUUAAAGAUGAGAGGCGUGUACUUAAUACUUCCAGACAAGCAACUCCUCGCAAGCUCGUUAUCAGCAUUACUAUAAACCAUCCAAACCAUAUAAUUCUUCUUAUGCAACAACAACAAGCUAAACCAGCAAGUGUUAGAUUCUCUAAUAGAAUGCAACAACAGUUUCCACCUCCAAAUAAAGCUCCGAACAUUUAUUCCAAAUUUCGUGGAGAUAAACGCAAUAAAUGUAACCAACCUGGUCAUUCUUCAGCUGAUUGUAGGCGCUUUAAUGGUUUCAUUGGAGAUAAUCAAGUACAUAAUGAGGCAAAAGAUAUUGAAAUUUUUGAUGAUGAUGAAGGUAAUGCAGUUCAAGAUCUUGAUUUGCAUGAGAGUUAUGGUGAUCAAUUUGUUGGAAUGAUUCGACCACUCAUGCUUGCUGAACCAUGUUAUUCUCAACGCCAUAGUAUUUUCAAAACUAAGUGCUUUAUUGGUGGCAAAGUCUGUGACAUGAUCAUUUACAAUAGCAGUGUAGAAAAUUUCAUUGCAUCUGUUGUUGUCGAUAAAAUGAGAUUACCAACUACACCACAUCAUACCCCUUAUUUUGUAGAAUCUGUGCUAUGUGAUGUCAUCGAUAUGACUGCAACACAUAUCCUACUUGGAAGGCCAUGGCAUUAUGAUGUUAGAGGAGUUCAUAACUGUUUUGAGAAUACUUACACCUUUUACAAAGAUGGUAAACGAGUGACUCUGUUUUCUUCAAAAUCUUCUUCAGUAGUUAAGGAAUGUAGUGAUUGCAAGACUACUGCUUUGGUGGAUACUAUCUCUCGCUCGUUACAUUCAACUCAUACUUUGAGUUCUCAUGAAGACACCAAACCUAUGGUACAAGUUCCUUCUCAGGUACAACCUUUAUUAUCUAAAUAUCAUGCAUUAUUCCCUGAAGAAUUACCUGUGAGUUUACCACCUUUUCGAGAUGUUCAGCAUUGCAUUGAUCUUAUUCCUGGAUCUUCUUUACCUAAUCAAGCUCAUUAUAGGUUAAGUCCUACUGAACAUGAAAUAUUACAUGAUCAAGUUAAUGAUUUAUUAACUAAAGGAUUAAUUAGACCUAGUAAUAGCCCUUGUGCUUGUCUUGCUUUUCUGGUGCCUAAAAAAGAUAAUGGAUGGAGAAUGUGUAUAUAUUGCAGAUCUUUGAAUCGUAUAACCAUUCCUUAUAGGUUUCCCAUUCCUCGUAUUGAGGAUAUGAUUGAUCUUUUAGCAGGGUCUAUCAUUUUCACUAAACUUGAUCUUCGGAGUGGUUAUCAUCAGAUUAGAAUCAGAAUUGGAGAUGAAUGGAAAACUGCUUUCAAAAUAAGAAAGGGAUUAUAUUAA